Molecule: messenger RNA, 1380 nt
Organism: Elephantulus edwardii (Cape elephant shrew)
Lineage: Eukaryota; Metazoa; Chordata; Mammalia; Macroscelidea; Macroscelididae
Gene: MEX3A
Product: mex-3 RNA binding family member A
Exons: 3
Coding region: 1-1380 (459 amino acids)
Molecular function (GO): RNA binding
Source: RefSeq, a predicted model, not a curated record
AUGGAAGGGUACGUCCCUAUCCCACUCCGGUCAAGGAAUCUGUUCCCCCAGCCCCGCGCCCCUGAGGGCGGGAAACUACAAUUCCCAGCAUGCCCCCGGCGCCCCCGGCGCGCCCCCCCUCCCCCGCCCCAGCCCCCCACCGCCUCCAAAGGGGCAAGCGACGCCAAGCUCUGCGCUCUCUACAAAGAGGCCGAGCUGCGCCUGAAGGGCAGCAGUAACACCACCGAGUGUGUGCCUGUGCCCACCUCUGAGCACGUGGCCGAGAUCGUGGGCAGGCAAGGCUGCAAGAUUAAGGCCUUGAGGGCCAAAACCAACACUUACAUCAAGACCCCAGUGCGGGGAGAGGAGCCAGUGUUCAUGGUGACAGGGCGGCGGGAGGACGUGGCCACAGCCAGGCGGGAAAUCAUCUCCGCAGCUGAACACUUUUCCAUGAUUCGCGCCUCACGCAACAAGUCAGGUGCUGCUUUCGGUGUCGCUCCUGCUCUGCCUGGCCAGGUGACCAUCCGUGUGCGGGUGCCCUACCGCGUGGUGGGGCUGGUAGUGGGCCCUAAAGGGGCAACCAUCAAGCGCAUCCAGCAGCAGACCAACACGUACAUUAUCACCCCAAGCCGUGACCGCGAUCCGGUGUUCGAGAUCACUGGGGCCCCUGGCAACGUUGAGCGGGCACGCGAGGAGAUUGAGACUCACAUAGCAGUGCGUACGGGCAAGAUCCUCGAGUACAACAAUGAGAACGACUUCCUGGCAGGGAGCCCCGACGCAGCGCUUGAUAGCCGCUACUCUGAGGCCUGGCGGGUGCAUCCUCCAGGCUGCAAGCCUCUCUCCACCUUCCGGCAGAACAGCCUGGGCUGCAUUGGCGAGUGCGGAGUGGACUCUGGCUUUGAGGCCCCACGCUUGGGCGAACAGGGCGGGGACUUUGGCUACGGUGGGUACCUGUUCCCAGGCUAUGGAGUGGGCAAGCAGGAUGUCUACUACGGUGUGGCAGAGACCAGCCCCCCACUCUGGGCGGGCCAGGAGAAUGCCACGCCCACGUCAGUGCUCUUCUCCUCUGCCUCUUCCUCCUCCUCUACAACCAAGGCUCGAGCUGGGCCCCCAGGCGCACAUCGUUCCCCUGCUACCUCCACAGAGCUGGCUGGACUUCCAAGGCGCCCCCCAGGAGAGCCGCUCCAGGGCUUCUCCAAACUUGGGGGCGGAGGCCUGCGGAGCCCCGGAGGAGGGCGUGAUUGCAUGGUGUGUUUCGAGAGUGAGGUGACUGCCGCUCUUGUGCCCUGUGGACACAACCUGUUCUGCAUGGAGUGUGCAGUACGCAUCUGCGAGAGGACGGACCCAGAGUGUCCUGUCUGCCACAUCACAGCCACGCAAGCCAUUCGAAUAUUCUCCUAA